This is a messenger RNA of Macrosiphum euphorbiae (potato aphid), 885 nucleotides long. NCBI's taxonomy places the organism in Eukaryota, Metazoa, Arthropoda, Insecta, Hemiptera, Aphididae. The record is from the annotation of a GenBank genome assembly.
AUGCAAAAAUACGAAAAGCUAGAUAAGAUCGGAGAGGGCACUUACGGUACGGUGUUCAAAGCCAAAAACCGUGAAACUCUAGAGAUUGUUGCAUUGAAACGUGUGAGACUCGAUGAUGACGAUGAGGGUGUUCCCUCGUCGGCUCUGCGUGAAAUAUGUUUGUUGAAGGAGUUGAAACACAAGAAUAUUGUACGACUUUAUGAUGUUCUUCAUAGUGAUAAAAAAUUGGUACUCGUUUUUGAACACUGCGAUCAAGACUUGAAAAAAUAUUUCGAUAGUUUGAACGGAGAAAUCGAUCCUAAUGUUGUGAAAUCAUUCAUGUACCAACUAUUACGUGGAUUAGCAUUUUGCCAUAGUCAUAACGUCUUACAUCGAGAUCUUAAGCCACAGAAUCUUCUCAUAAAUAAGAACGGAGAAUUGAAACUAGCCGAUUUUGGUUUGGCCAGAGCUUUUGGAAUACCAGUUAAAUGUUACUCUGCAGAAGUUGUUACUUUAUGGUACAGGCCUCCUGAUGUUCUAUUUGGUGCUAAACUUUACACAACGUCUAUUGAUAUGUGGUCUGCUGGAUGUAUAUUUGCUGAGUUAGCCAAUGCUGGAAGACCUCUAUUUCCUGGUUCAGAUGUAGAUGAUCAAUUGAAACGGAUAUUUAAACUUUUGGGAACACCUACUGACGAGACAUGGCCUAACAUGACAACUCUGCCUGACUUCAAGCCAAUGCCGAUGUAUCAGCCUAAUAUGACACUCGUACAGGUAGUACCCAAAUCAACAACGAAAAUGCGAGAUUUAUUACAAAGACUUCUGGUAUGCAAUCCAUCGCAUAGAAUAUCAGCAGAACAAGCAAUGAGUCAUAUAUAUUUUGCAGACAUAAAUUUAUUACCAAAAUAA